Messenger RNA from Bacillus rossius redtenbacheri, 8329 nucleotides. It is a transcript of the gene ctrip, whose product is annotated as E3 ubiquitin-protein ligase TRIP12. The record is from RefSeq and is a predicted model, not a curated record. Gene Ontology annotation, molecular function: zinc ion binding; ubiquitin protein ligase activity. The transcript is spliced from 32 exons. Gene Ontology annotation, biological process: DNA damage response; proteasome-mediated ubiquitin-dependent protein catabolic process; protein polyubiquitination. Bases 432 to 6848 code for a protein of 2138 amino acids. NCBI's taxonomy places the organism in Eukaryota, Metazoa, Arthropoda, Insecta, Phasmatodea, Bacillidae. Gene Ontology annotation, cellular component: nuclear speck.
GUCGGUCGGAUCUUAGUAUAAUAGCAAUGGUGGUGGAUUCUUUUGUUUGUAGCAAGUUUAAUUUUGCUUUAAGGUUGCGUAGUGAGCUUGUGAGGGUGGAAAAGUGGAAUCUAGGGAAUGUUUUUGAGGAACUGUGAAGCGAUGUUACCUGUGGAUUGAAUUCAAUUAUUCUUCUGCAUGCAUACUUUUCAAUCGAUUGGUAGUUGGCAAGUCGCAAUCUAGCGUGCACGAAAAUAGAUUUUGUUUUCCGUCAUUUGAUUAUUCACUUGAAGAUUAUGUGUUGUGCGGUUCUAGGAGAGCUGAUUAUUCACUUUGGAAGAAAAAUUAUCGUGGAUCCGUAUUAGUUGUGGUUUACAAUCGUGGGUUUAUAGAAAUAAGCCCAAACUAAGGACUCUUUGAUUGUGGCAUGAUUGAGUCCAUGCAGAGCGUCUAUGGCCGAUCAACCUAACUGUGUGUUCGGGGGGUCUGACUUGCAGUCCAAUUCAACAGGGGCCACCGCCAGACGCACUGAGACAAGAGGCAGGUCCCGAGGCAGGCCCAGGAAGCGCCCCAGCGAGGCCCACCCCCGGGAACCCAGCAGGAAGCGCACUCGCCAGAGCACAGGCGGGGCAGGCGCGGCGCCCCCAGCCAGCGCGAGCAGGAGCCCCGCUACGGCGUCGGCCAGCGGCAGGGCUGGCACUCGCAGCAGGCCGCUGCCCACGGACGCUCCGAGCGUUGGGGGCCGUGGCGGAGCGAGGGGUCGGGGCGCAGACAAGGGCGCUCGAGGGCGAGGCAGCAGGGCCGCCGAGGUCGAGCUCGCCGCCGGCCGUGGCAAGGUCGAGGCGAGGGGCAGGGGCCGGGGAAGCGUGUCGCGACGAGGCAGCAGGGGCCCCGUGACCUCGCUCGCCGCCGCGGACGAGACCCGUGCCGCCGGAGCGGCCAGGAGCUCGCGCAAGUGCGCGGACUCCAACAGAAGCAAGAGCUCCGACUCCGACGACAAGAGGUUGCAGGCGAGCGUCGACCCCGCGACGGGGGCCGUUCGCAAGGGCGGCGUCGCGAGCCAGCCGCAGGCCAACAACAGGAGCUACAAGUACAAGAAGAACUGCGAGGCCAUAUCGACGGGGGGACCCUGGUCGGUGUGCGUGCACAAGAGCAAGAGCAUCUCCGCGGACUCGGCAGCGCCGGAGAGCGGUGCUAGCAAGGGGCACGGCUCCUCGCCCACCAUCCUCCACGACAGUGCAGACAAGGCCCCGCAGCCGGUGAAGAAGUACCCGCUGCGCAGUCAGGUGCACCUGAGCGACUGUGGCAGUCUCCUGCCCCGCCGCCCCACGGUGGUGCCCAAGAAGAAGGCCAAGGUCGCGGCUGAGGCGCCCUGCCCAGUGGACACUCACGAGUUGCGACGCAGCGCACUCCGCAAGGCCACCACGGGGUCCUGUGCCAGCAGCAGUCGUCGCUCGUCCCGGGCCAGUAAGACUCCCCUGCCAGGGACCGUAGCUGCCUCCUCGGCCAGCGGCGCGACCGGCAUGUCGGCCCAGGGGCAGGGCGACCCCGGCAGCGCGGCCAACGGCAUCCCUCUGCCCUCCAGCUCGACCAGCGCCGAGGAGGCCGUGCAGACCGCCUCCAGCGCGGCCAAUGUGCCGGCCGCGGGGAGCGCGGGCAGCGGGCCCUCGGGGCUGGGGGCCUCGGCAGCGGACAGCGAGAGCGACGACAGCGAGGUGGGGCGGCUGCAGCAGCUGCUGGAGUCGCGGGGCCUGCCCCCGCACCUGUUCGGAGCCCUGGGGCCUCGCAUGCAGACCCUCCUGCAGCGCAGCAUGGGGGCCAGCUCGUCGUCCAAGGCCCAGCAGCUGCUGCAGGGGCUGCAGGCGGAGGGGGACGAGGGACAGCAGCUGCAGGCCGUCAUCGAGAUGUGCCAGAUGCUGGUGAUGGGCAACGAGGACACGCUGGCGGGCUUCCCCGUCAAGCAGGUGGUGCCCGCCCUCAUCACGCUGCUCGGCAUGGAGCACAACUUCGACAUGAUGAACCACGCGUGCCGCGCGCUCACCUACAUGAUGGAGUCUCUGCCGCGCUCGUCGGCGGUGGUGGUGGACGCCGUGCCGGUGUUCCUGGAGAAGCUGCAGGUGAUCCAGUGCAUGGACGUGGCGGAGCAGUCGCUCACCGCGCUGGAGAUGCUCUCGCGGCGCCACAGCAAGGCCAUCCUGCAGGCCCGGGGCGUGUCGGCCUGCCUCAUGUACCUGGACUUCUUCAGCAUGAUCGCCCAGCGCGCGGCACUGGCCAUCACGGCCAACUGCUGCCAGAACCUGGGCGCGGAGGAGUUUGCGCUGGUGGCGGACUCGCUGCCGCUGCUGGCGGGCCGCCUCGGCCUGCAGGACAAGAAGAGCGUGGAGAGCGUGUGCCUGGCCUUCAGCCGGCUGGUGGACAGCUUCCAGCAGGAGCCGUCGCGCCUCACGGAGAUCGCCGGCCCCCAGCUCCUCGCCAACACGCAGCAGCUGCUGGUGGUGUCCCCGCCGGUCAUCAGCACGGGCACCUUCAUCACCGUGCUGCGCAUGCUGUCGGUGAUGUGCGCCAACUGCCCGGACCUGGCGCUCACGCUGCUCAAGCAGGACAUCGCGGAGACGCUGCUGUACCUGCUCACCGGCUCCGGGGACGCCGUGCAGGACGAGGUGGAGCUGGUGGCACGCAGCCCCCAGGAGCUGUACGAGAUCACCAGCCUGAUUGGGGAGCUGAUGCCCCGCCUGCCGCAGGACGGCAUCUUCUCCGUCAACUGCCUGCUGGAGCGCCCCAGCCACGCGGUGCCCGACACGGUGCAGUGGCAGUGGAGGGACGACCGCGGCCUGUGGCACCCCUACAGCGUCGUCGACACCCGCACCAUCGAGGCGGCCCACCAGAGUGGAGAGGAUGAGAUAAGCCUUUCGACUCUUGGCCGCACUUACACCAUCGAUUUCCACUCAAUGCAACAGAUAAACGAAGACUCUGGCACCACCCGGCCGGUGCAACGCCGUAUAAACCCGACCAACAACGUGGUCAUGGACGACACUGCUGCCAACCUCACAGGCUCGUCGGUGAGCGUGGGCGUCGUGUCGUCGUCCUCGCAGCCCUCCAGCAACGCGGCGGUGGCCGGCUCGCUCAGCUCCAACUCGGAGAGCAACCUGAGUGUCAGCAGCGGCAACAGCAACAGGACCGCCGGUGCUGGCAGCGUGCGCGGGGAUGCGCGGGUGGCGUGCCUGCGCGAGGAGCGCGGUCUGGCCGCGUCCUUCAUCCGCUCGCUGUUCAGCGUGCUGUACGAGGUGUACAGCUCGUCUGCCGGCCCGGCGGUGCGAUGCAAGUGCCUGCGCGCCCUGCUGCGCAUGGUCUACUACGCCUCGCCCGACCUGCUCAAGGAGGUGCUGAAGAACCAAGUGGUGUCUAGUCAUAUCGCUGGGAUGAUGGCGUCGCAGGACCUCAGGAUAGUGGUCGGGGCGCUGCAGAUGGCCGACAUACUCAUGCAGAAACUACCCGACGUGUUCGGAGUGCACUUCCGCCGAGAAGGCGUGAUGCACCAGAUCAAGCAGCUGGCGGACCCGGAGGUGCCCCUGGGAGCGUCCCCGCCCAAGAGCAACGCGGUGGUGAAGGUGGAGCCCACGGUGCAGGCGAUCCAGCCCCAGCCGGGACCGUCGUCUGCCUGCAGCCUGGUGUCGCUCCAGGCGGCCAGCCUCAACGGCAGCAUCGUGCUGGGAGCGACGAGCGUGGGCGGAGGCCUGGUGUUCUCCCCGGGCCCCAGCACCUCCCUGCCCCCCCGCAAGUUCCCCCAGCAGGAGCUGCUGCCCGUGGACGGGGACGACGCUCGCUCCCAGAGCCCCUCGCAGCUGCGGCUGACUGACGUGCUGAAGCGAAAGCGCAGCACGCCCAAGCGCAUGGUGACCUCCAGCCGCAAGACGAGGCAGGACGACAACAUGUCCUCCUCCAUGAUGCAGGAUCUCUUCACUAAAGCCACGUCGCUGGGCGCGUCGGGCCGGUCCACGCCCACCGGCACGGCCAGGUCGCGCUUCGCGGGGGCGACGUCGAAGACCACCAGCUUCCUGGCCAGCCUGAACCCCGCUCGCUGGGGCCGCAGCUUCACCGCCAACCUGGCCGACCGCCCCUUCCACAAGGAGUCUUCCAUGUCCAAGUCCACCAGCAACCCGAACCUGACGGCGGGCAACAAGGAGAAGGCACGUGCGUGGGUGCGUGAGCAGGCAGCGCGGUUCAUCGACACGCACGGCGUGAGCGAGAGUGGCGGCACGCCUCACCCGGCCUUGUCCGUGCUGUCCCGCCUCAAGGCCGCCAUCCACAAGCUGCAGACGCAGCCGGGCGAGAGCUUGUCCGCCCUGGAGGAACUGCGGGGCAUACUGACGCAGUCUGACAUCUCACCCUUCGAGGUGAACCACAGCGGCCUGAUCAGCGCGCUGCUGCAGUACCUCAGCCUGCCCGACGCCGGCCGCGACCAGCGCCUGCGCAACUUCCUGCACGUCUUCGUGGGGCUGCCGCUGGACGGGGCACACUGCGGGCCGGCCCCGCUCUGGAACUCCGCCUGCAUGUCUGCGCUGGUGGCCAAGCUGAGCGGCUGCGUGUCCCAGCUGGAGCAGUUCCCCGUGAAGGUGCACGACCUGCCCGCGGGCUCCGGCUCGGGACGCGGCGGGGGCACCAGCGCCCUGCGCUUCUUCAACACCCACCAGCUCAAGUGCAACCUGCAGCGCCACCCCGAGUGCAGCAACCUGAAGCAGUGGAAGGGCGGGACGGUGAAGAUCGACCCGCUGGCCCUGGUGCAGGCCAUCGAGCGCUACCUGGUGGUGCGCGGCUACGGCCGCCUCAAGGACAAGGACUCGGGCGACUCGGACGAUGACAACACGGACGAGGACAUCGACGACACCCUGGCGGCGGUGGUGAUCAGCCAGGGCACGGCCAGGCACCGCCUGCAGUUCGUGAUCGGGGAGCAGGUGCUGCCCUACAACAUGACGGUGUACCAGGCGGUGCGGCAGUUCAGCCUGGCCGGCAACGACCAGUCGGAGACGGACACAGACAACGAGGCCCCGCUCGGCAACUCGGGCGUCUGGGUCCACACCCACACCAUCUACUACAAGCCGGUGCCGGAGGACGACUGCAACAUGAACAGCAAGCCGGGGUCGAGCGGUGCCUCGGGACGCAAGGGCAAGGGCACCAGCACCAAGGCCAACACGCGCGGCCGCAAGGCAGACGAGCUCUGGAACGAAGGCGUGGUGCCCGCGCUGCAGUCGCCGCUGGCCCCCUUCCUGGUGCCGCAGCUGCCCGACACGGUCACCGUCCAGGACGCGUCCCUGGAGGUGCUGUGCCUGCUGCGCGUGCUGUGUGCGCUCAACCGGUACUGGAGCGCGCUGUACCCCGCCAUGGCCUACACGCCCGUCAUCAGCCAGCAGGAGUUUGUGAACAGCAAGGUGGCAGCGAAGGCCAGUCGCCAGCUGCAGGACCCGCUGGUGAUCAUGACGGGCAACCUGCCGUCGUGGCUGCAGCAGAUUGCCACCGCGUGCCCGUUCCUGCUGCCGUUCGAGACGCGGCAGCUGCUGCUGUACGCCACGUCGUUCGACCGCGACCGGGCGCUGCAGCGCCUGCUGGACUCGACCCCGGAGCUGAGCGGCUCGGACUCCCAGGAGCGCGUGACGCCGCGCCUGGACCGCCGCAAGCGCAUCAUCUCGCGGGAGGACAUCCUCAAGCAGGCGGAGCACCUGAUGCAGGAGCUGGCGUCGUCCAAGGCCCUGCUGGAGGUGCAGUACCACGACGAGGUGGGCACCGGGCUGGGACCGACGCUGGAGUUCUACGCGCUGGUGUCGCGCGAGCUGCAGCGCGCAGACCUGGAGCUGUGGCACGGAGAGCGAACUAGCAACCCGGGCACGACCAGCUACCUGUACUCCCCCGUGGGGCUGUUCCCCGCCCCCCUCGGCCGCUCCACCAAGUCCACCCACCUCGCACGCGUCAAGAGCAAGUUCCGCUUCCUCGGCAAGUUCAUGGCCAAGGCCGUCAUGGACUCCCGCAUGCUGGACCUGCCCCUGAGCCUGGCCUUCUACCGCUGGCUGCUGGGCCAGGAGGGCUGCCUGUGGUUGGCCGACCUCUCCCAGGUGCACCCCGAGGUGCACCGCACGCUGCUGCGGCUGCAGGAGGUGGCGCGGCGCCGGGACGCCCUGGAGCGCAACGCGGCCCUGGCGCCGGCCGACCGCCGCCAGGGGCUGGAGAGGCUCGGCCUGGACGGCUGCCCCGUGCAGGACCUGGGGCUGGACUUCACGCUGCCCGGCCACGCCGGCGUCGAGCUGCGACGCGGCGGCAAGGACCUGCCCCUCGCGCUCUCCAACGUCGACCAGUACGUCAAGCUGGUGUGCCACUGGUACCUGCAGGAGGGAGUGGCCCGGCAGAUGGAAGCGUUCCGGGAGGGCUUCGAGUCGGUGUUCCCGCUGGCGCAGCUGCAGAUGUUCUACCCGGAGGAGCUGGAGCUGGUGUUCUGUGGCGGGGGCGUGGCCCAGGGCGGCUGGGACGUCAAGACCCUGAUGGAGUGCUGCCGGCCCGACCACGGCUACACCGCCGACUCCCGUGCCAUCCGCUUCCUCUUCCAGGUCCUGAGCGCCUACAACCGCGAGGAGCAGCGCCUCUUCGUGCAGUUCGUCACCGGCUCGCCGUGCCUGCCCGUCGGAGGUUUCAAGAGCUUGUCCCCGCCCUUCACGGUGGUGCGCAAGACGCUGGAGCCCAACAUGAACCCCGACGACUACCUGCCGUCCGUGAUGACGUGCGUCAACUACCUCAAGCUGCCCGACUACUCGUCGCUGGAGGUGAUGCGGGCCAAGCUGGGGCUGGCCGCCCGCGAGGGCCAGCACUCCUUCCACCUCUCCUAGUUCGCGCCGGCGCGCCACGAACUCUCUGUCUCGCGUCCGUGCACGAACAUCGCCCGAGGUAUUAGAUUCAUGUCAUUUGGGGGGGGCUCUAAAUUGUUCAACAUCAGUUUUGGCUACGGAAGUGUGGGGUUAGUUUUUUAAAACUGCAGAUUGAAGACUAUUCUACAUGAAGAGCUAUGCAAGACCUAGUCCUUUGAAGGUUUUUUUUUAUUGCGUUAUGAGUGUACCUUGUUUCUUUUGUACCUCCGCCAGUAUGUUGUGAUUUUCUUUAGUGAAUACACCGUAAAGUAGCUUGCAAAUAAACACUGGUAAGUAAUUUCUUGUAGUUUUGAUAUCUCGUUUCAAAAUAUGUCAACACUUUCACUGCUGAACCUGAUAUUUUUACAUUUCGAUGGAAACUAAAUUUGGGAAAUCCUUCCCAGAUAUUUAUGUCUCUGAGGGCUGAAGUGAUUAUUGUUAUAAUAGCUGAAUCUUUUCUGUGCAAAGAAUGUUGCUCAGGUUUUGUACACUAAGGAGGAAUACUUCUGAAUUUUAAAUGUACAUUUUAUGUAGUGGUGAGUACGGCUGGCUAAGUUGACAAAAAUAUUUGAAAUAGAUUAGAAUUCAGACCUGAAAAUAAUUUCUACCCAGAUGUUAAAAGGACCUCUAAUUUGUAAGUUUUAUAAACUAUUCUGUAAGACAUAAACUCCCAAAAAAAAAACUUAUCAAUAUUAACAAUUUCUUUUUCCUGUCGUAACAGCAUUAUUUAGGCUCCCAGUUUUUGGAAUGCCGUUGAACUUGUUUUCUAUGUGGCAUAGAAAUUAUUCUUGGAUUUAAUGGAUUUUAUUUUUCAGUAGACUUUUCUGUGAGACAGAAAAAUAUAUUUCAUGGAAUUCUUUGAAUUUUUAAAUGUCACUGCAAACUUCACUAUUAAAAUUUUUAGGGACAGUUAUAUUUUUUUUGUCCAUUAUGGAAGUGCUUGAAUUAGCACAGGUAGGUUUUCUCAAUUUCAAGGAAAAACUGUUUGGUCGUGGUGUGAGUCGCAUAAUUUCUGUGAGAGGGAAUGUGAGCAUCUCUUAGCAAACAGCUGGCAGAGCGUCUGCAGAUGCAGUUUUCUUACGUGUUUGACAGCCUUGUGAGCUCAGUGUGUGGCUGUCCAUACUAGUUCAUAUUUUUAGUUAAGUUCCGAGAAGCUGUGUGUAGUGAAAGUGUUGUCAUGUCAUAAGUGCUUUGAACCACACAUUUUUAUUCCUGGUGUUCCAAUUAAACUGAAGAUCAUUAAAUCACACAUUUCAUAAAUAUACUGAAGGAAAUGUUAUCUGUGAAGACAGCAUAAUGAGAGAAUAUACUUGUAAAAUAUAGUGAAAUUUGUUUGGUUUGUUUUUAAAUUAUAUUAUGCCUGUUGCUGUAUCUUAUGUACACCUUUAAUUUAACAGUUUAUGUUGAGAUGUCUAAAAGAUAUUGGUAUGAAUUGCGUAAAUAAAAUAUUUGCAAGUCCGUGA